UCGUUAUAUUACCUACGCGACAUCGGCGCGACAUACGUCUGGAGAGAAGAUCUUGCUUGAUUAUCAUCGUCAAAGGACAUGCAAUUUCUUCGAAUCCACGUCUGACAAGAAAAAAAAAACUCUUCAUCAUGGUUGUCAAGAUUUACAUUGAUACGCUAUCCCAGCCUUGCCGAUCGCUCAUCAUCUUCCUCAAGAACACCAAGAUUCCGUUCGAAUUGGUAACGGUCAACCUCCGAGAUGGUAGCCAUAUGAAACCAGAAUAUAGGAAGAUUACACCUCUGUGUACUGUACCAGCUAUUCAAGAUGGAGACUUUAGUAUGGGGGAAACCAUGGCAAUCAUUAGGUAUUUGGCGACGAAAUAUUCAGACCUAGUCCCUGACCAUUGGUACCCGAAGGAUCUAGAGAAAAGAGCCAGAGUUGAUGAAUACAUGGCCUUUCAUCAUACAGGAACCAGAGGAGGAUGCGGGCGUAUCUUUUACAGUGAGAUCGUUAUCCCAAUGUUAUCUGGAGGAAAGGAGCAUGCCUCGGAGGAAAAAUUGAAGAAUGACGAAGAAAAUCUUACCAAGCAACUUGAUAAGCUGGAGAAUGCUUUCUUACAGGACAAUGAUUGGUUGGUCGGGGAUGACAUCUCAGUCGCUGAUGUGCUGGCUGUUUCUGAGAUGAUGCAGAAUACCAUUAAUGGACGCGAUGUAACAGAGGGUCGACCUAAACUCAGGGCUUUUGUUGAUCGUGUGAAAACUCGCCUCAAUCCGACAUUUGACGAAACUCACGCAACUUUGUACGAAUUUAGGGCAAACUAUAAGAAAUAGAUGCCAAUCAUCACAUUCCUGAACCCAUUAUAAUUGUUAAAAUGUUCUAAUAAAUCAAUGAAUACCGGAUAUAACUUCUCCAAUAUGAACUCUAAAAGUGAAUUAGUUAAAUGACUACCUCUUUGGUCAGUUCGGUGCAAUUGACACAAGUCAUGUGUUGUAUAUCUUGUCAUAUAGUUUACUAUAUCAUAGCUACAGUGAUUCUGUCCAGGAAAUAGCCAAACAUUGCUAGAUUAACAGCUGCACCCUGGUUUAACCAUAGAGCUAUCUAUGGUUUAACCCUUUAUGCAGUAAUUUCUGACGAGUUUGUUUCAGAGCGAACUGUAAUCUUCUUUUCUACCUCCAUCAUGUCCAUGCUCAAACUGUUUAUUACCAUUUGGUCAAAUUUCCCUAUUUUUAUUUCAAUGGUCAUAUUCAACAAUGAGUAUUUUUUUCUAAAGUUGGACAAGAUUUGGGAAAUUGUGUUUUUAUAUCGUAUAUUUCUAUUUUCAACAAUUAGAAUAUGAUGCUUGGCACUUGAUAAACGCAAUAAACAUCAUUGAUACAUGAAAUAUCAGGUUGGGAGGCUACUAAAGUUAAAUUUGAGAGUCAGUGUUUGGUUUUUGUUUUGUUUUAUUUCUUAUAUACGUUUCUAUUACAAACGAUUACAAAAUUAUGCUUGGUUUAUAUAAGCAAUAAACAUACAACAAAAUAUUAGGCUGGGAAUAGAGGACGCUGCUAAAAAGCGGAGCUUGGAGUCAUCUAGAGUGUAGCAUCCUAAUUAAAAUAUUAUAAUAUACACAACAACAAAAGUAAGUCCCCCCUUAAACAAACAUCAAUAAUUUCCGAACCAAUGCGAGUUUUUAAUAUAUUUUUACAUGAGCGUGUAGGUAAUUUUAUAAGCUACCCUCUGAGUAAACGUUAUGGACGUAUUUCACUUCAUGCUUCAGUGAGCACCGUCAGAAGGCAAAAGUGUCACUUUUCAAAAGUCACAAGCCAAAUAUCAUGACUUUGAUUCCAUUUUAUUGGAACUAAUUCCACAUUCUCAUCAUAAAAAAUAGUCAGAAGGCUUGUAAAAGGUACUCUCUAAAAGACGAUACAACUUUUUUGGCUAAAUUUCACGGUUGAAUAAACACAAGUCCAAAUUUGCUAUAAUUGGAUUUUUUACACAUUUAUAUCAAUAAAAAUGAUAGAAUAUGAUAACAGUUAUUUUUGGAAGAGUUUCUUCAACAAUAUUCAUCGUUUCACGGUUCAAUGAACAUAUAUGGAAAACAAAAAAUACGAUUUUCAAAUAUCAUAGGCAAGUAUUGGUUCAUUUUGGGAACUGAAAAUGAUCUUUUCUCAACUUUUUCGUUAUGUUCAUGACCAAUUAACAUGCUUCAAUGAUUCAAAGGCGUUUAAUUAAAUAUCCACGCUUGAAUGAACAUGUGGAAUGCGAUUAGGUCUUAUUUACGUUAUUGGAAAAAAUGCAAUUUGUUACUAUGGAUAUCUGUCACAAACCUCCUUGCAUAGUUCAUUUGAUUGAUUUUUAUGAAAAUCCCGAUGUUUAAUGCAUCAGUGAGCACACAAUAUUCGAAAAUUAUUCAAAUGAGAAGAAAGUUCAAGGCCUUGGCCCCACUCUGUGUCGUAUCGAAUGGUUAUUUUGGUGUGCGCGCCUUUUGGAUAGUGUUACUCUGAAGUCAUGUACGAAGCUUCGUGAAAUAACUAUUGGCAGAAGUAACAAAAACCGUCCAUGAAACAAACCCUCAUUUCAUAUUUGUUAAAAUUUUGACUUUGUCUCUCAUAGACUUGUGUACAUUAUGGGUGCACAUGUUUAAGAAUAAGUAACCCCUUAUUCAAUAUGGUGGAACUUUUUUUCACGGCUGUCUUUAGCAAUGUCAUUUGGCAGUAAUGUUUAUCAACCUAUGGGCAGAAUUCUGUCAAAAAUGAAAUCGAUUUGGUUAUUUACGGAUGAGUGAGCACGCAUCAAAGUGGGAAAAUUUGUAUUUUCAAUGUCACAGACUCAUUAUAAAGGGUAAUAAAGUGAAUAUUGGGGGCAAAUUCGGUUUCAAAUAAGACUUAAAUUGCUAUUGUUUUAUCAUCCAUCAUUUCUAUCACCACACACUUUCCGAACUUUAAACAUUUUCAUGGUUGAGCGAGCACAUUCGAAAACUUAGGAAUGAAUACUCUUUAUACUGCAUAAAUGUAUUCUUUUCCUAAUAAUUUCUCAUGAUCAGUUUAAUUUAUGGACAAAUCAGUGGUGGGUCCAGAAUUUUAAAAUGGGGGAGGGGCCUAUAAUCGGGGUAGCCACCAACAUUUUCAAAUUUUAACAUGAUCUAAUAAGUUGUAGAGGAUAAGUUCAUAAAGUUCAUAAAAAUUUAUUUCCACAUUCGUAUACAUAAAAAGAUGUCAAAGACACCAGUACAUAGAAAACUUACAUAAUACAUCAGAAUACA
Messenger RNA from Lytechinus pictus (painted urchin), 3223 nucleotides. Its product is annotated as glutathione S-transferase theta-1-like. The transcript has 5 exons. The record is from RefSeq and is a predicted model, not a curated record. Gene Ontology annotation, cellular component: cytoplasm. NCBI's taxonomy places the organism in Eukaryota, Metazoa, Echinodermata, Echinoidea, Temnopleuroida, Toxopneustidae. Bases 129 to 809 code for a protein of 226 amino acids. Gene Ontology annotation, molecular function: glutathione transferase activity. Gene Ontology annotation, biological process: glutathione metabolic process.